AUGGUUGAAGUCAUGGGUCAGGGCAGGGCCUGCACUGGGGUUAGAGUUGAGCUCAGGCUCGGGGUGACCCCACACUUUGCCUUACAGAAGUCGGUCCUGGCCGCGCUCUACAGCUCCGAGGGCUCCGUGAUGGAGCGGCACCACUUUGCCCAGGCCAUCGCCAUCCUCAACAGCCAGGGCUGCAACAUCUUCGACCACUUCUCCCGCAAGGACUACCAGCGCAUGCUGGACCUCAUGCGGGACAUCAUCCUGGCCACCGACCUGGCCCACCACCUACGCAUCUUCAAGGACCUCCAGAAGAUGGCAGAAGUGGGCUACGACCCCAAGAACAAGCAGCACCACAGCCUGCUGCUCUGCCUGCUGAUGACGUCCUGCGACCUCUCCGACCAAACCAAAGGCUGGAAAACCACCAGGAAAAUCGCAGAGCUGAUCUACAAGGAGUUCUUCUCCCAAGGAGACCUGGAGAAAGCCAUGGGCAACCGCCCGCUGGAGAUGAUGGACAGGGAGAAAGCCUACAUCCCUGAGCUGCAGAUCAGCUUCAUGGAGCACAUCGCCAUGCCCAUCUACAAGUUGCUGCAGGAUCUCUUCCCCAAAGCCUCGGAGCUCUACGAGCGCGUCGCCAGCAACCGGGAGCAGUGGACCAAAGUGUCCCACAAAUUCACCAUCCGGGGGCUGCCCAGCAACAACUCCCUGGACUUUUUGGAUGAGGACUACGACCCACAGACCCCAGACCCACAGAUGAACGGGUGCCUGGAUGCUGAGGGGCACCCAGAGUCCGGGGCAGAGUGAGGAUGGCAUUGGGGGGGGGGACGACACAAGGGUUGGGGAUGGGACGAGGUGAUGAUGGGGUGCGAUCCGUGCCCCUGUGCCACCCGUGGGACGACGUCCCCUCUGUGUCACCACAGCCCCAGCCAUGGUGGCGCUUGGGGACAGCAGUGUCCACAUGGGGGAUGUUUUUUUGGGGCUCCCCAAUGCUGCUGUCCCCUGGAAUGGGGCCACGUUGUGGGGCAGGCGAUGGGGAGAGAUUUGGGGGGGGGGGGGAUGGGAUGGGU
Tympanuchus pallidicinctus (lesser prairie-chicken) is the source of this 1052-nucleotide messenger RNA. RefSeq names its product phosphodiesterase 2A (gene PDE2A). Gene Ontology annotation, cellular component: cytosol; mitochondrial outer membrane; mitochondrial inner membrane. The record is from RefSeq and is a predicted model, not a curated record. Gene Ontology annotation, molecular function: 3',5'-cyclic-AMP phosphodiesterase activity; 3',5'-cyclic-GMP phosphodiesterase activity; 3',5'-cGMP-stimulated cyclic-nucleotide phosphodiesterase activity. The transcript has 8 exons. NCBI's taxonomy places the organism in Eukaryota, Metazoa, Chordata, Aves, Galliformes, Phasianidae. The coding region runs from base 1 to 789 and encodes 262 amino acids. Gene Ontology annotation, biological process: positive regulation of gene expression; negative regulation of receptor guanylyl cyclase signaling pathway; regulation of mitochondrion organization.